Molecule: messenger RNA, 1152 nt
Organism: Humulus lupulus (European hop)
Lineage: Eukaryota; Viridiplantae; Streptophyta; Magnoliopsida; Rosales; Cannabaceae
Product: zinc finger protein JAGGED-like
Exons: 5
Coding region: 245-1057 (270 amino acids)
Molecular function (GO): DNA-binding transcription factor activity
Source: RefSeq, a predicted model, not a curated record
GAGAACUUUCAAAGCUCUUUUUCUUCUACCAUCACUCAACUAGCCUCUAUAUUGCAGUCUCAAACUGAAAGUCUUAUAAUUAUUAUUAUUUUUUGUUUUUCAAAAGGGGUUUUAUUUAUUUUAUUUAAUUUUUAUUUUACUUAUAUAUAUAUAUAAUCACUUCACACUUCUGAAAGAUACACAUAUAUGUUGUAGUUGUAGUUGUGUUCAACUUAAUAUUCUUAUUUCUUUCUCUGUCGGUACCAUGCGGCCUGAGGGGAACCCUUUAGACCUCAACAAUUUGCCUGAAGAUUACUUGAGUAGAGACGGUAAACAAGUCUUCGAGGACGGCUCCACCGGCUAUAGAAAGAAAAAAAGCGGCGGUAAGGAUGGAAAGGACGAGUGCGGGAAGGUCUACGAGUGUAGGUUUUGUUCCCUCAAGUUCUGCAAAUCUCAGGCACUUGGGGGACACAUGAACCGCCACCGCCAAGAGAGAGAGACAGAGACACUGAACCGAGCUCGUCAGUUGGUCUUCAGCAACGAUAACCUAGCCGCCCAAGGUCACCUCAGCUGUUGUCAUCCAAUGACACCGCCGGGAGCCGGGUACCAUCAUCCAACAGCCAACAUGGGAGUAGUGACCGACUCAGCACUGCCAAUGAGAUUCCCAACAAGAAUGUUUUCCGGCUCAUCAUCAUCAAACUACGCACCGUCACCUCCGCCACCGCCGCCGCCAGCACCACAACAAGUGGUACAACCAUCUCAGCCGCCUUAUACUCUAUACAACUCCUCUAAUCGUCCAAUGCCUUUCUCAUCACACUACCCUCCUCCUCCUCCGCCACCUCACGAUUACUAUGUUGGUCACGUACUCGGUUCCAGCACCAACUCUUCGUCGCAGUACUGUCAUCCUAACCUAACAUACGCAUCUGAAUCAAGCUACACUUGCAUUGGUGCCCCGGUUGGACACGGGUUCGGAUCAGGCUCAACCGGCGGCAGCGGCCGAGGAGGGUCGACUGAGUUGGCCGAACCAGGAGGAAGUAGAGGUUGUGGUGGUGGUAGGGGAGGUUCGUCGUUGCAGUAGUAAUUUGGUAACAUUAAAAUUAAUGAGAAAAGAUUAUUAUGAACUGAUCAUCAUAAACGAUAAUAAUAAUAUAAAGUAUGGAUUUUUAGAAGACU